AUUGAGAUAGACAAAAGCCUCAAAGGUUCUCCUAACGCUGUCUCGCAAAGUGAGGAUGAUAAUACUAAAGUUGAAGGAACAGGUUCAGGCUUCAUUUGGGAUAAGUUUGGUCACAUUGUCACAAAUUACCAUGUAAUAUCUAGAUUGGCUACAGAUCAAACCGGAUUACAGCGUUGUUUAUAUGGUUGAUGCAAGGGGCAAUGGUUUUAGCAGUGAAGGCAAAAUUGUUGGUUUAGAUGCAUCUCGUGAUCUGGCUGUUCUAAAGGUUGAUAUUGAAGGACAUGAGCUAAAACCUGUUGUUCUUGGUACAUCAAGUGACUUGCGUGUGGGUCAGACGUGCUUCGCCAUUGGAAAUCCAUAUGGAUAUGAGAACACACUAACAACCGGGGUGGUCAGUGGAUUAGGCAGAGAGAUACCCUCACCAGAUGGAAAAGCGAUUAAAGGAGCUAUUCAAACUGAUGCUGCUAUUAAUGCUGGGAAUUCGGGCGGGCCAUUGAUCAAUUCAUAUGGUCGUGUUAUUGGAGUUAAUACAUCAACCUUCACUCGCAAAGGGUCAGGAACAUCAUCUGGAGUUAACUUUGCAAUACCAAUAGACUCCGUUGUGCGAACUGUUCCUUACCUUAUUGUAUAUGGAACCCCUUAUAGUAACAGGUUCUGAUCAAUGUAUCCAUUUGUGGAAAAAGUUGUAUGAGUCUCAUUGAACGCAACUCAAAUUCUAAAUGAGAAACAGGUUCUUCGUUAUUGUG
This is a messenger RNA of Fragaria vesca subsp. vesca, 746 nucleotides long. Its product is annotated as protease Do-like 5, chloroplastic-like. The record is from RefSeq and is a predicted model, not a curated record. The transcript has 7 exons. Gene Ontology annotation, biological process: proteolysis. Gene Ontology annotation, molecular function: serine-type endopeptidase activity. The coding region runs from base 182 to 658 and encodes 158 amino acids. NCBI's taxonomy places the organism in Eukaryota, Viridiplantae, Streptophyta, Magnoliopsida, Rosales, Rosaceae.